UAAAACCUUGAACUAACAUUUCAGAUCACAAAGAGGCAGUGUUGCGCAUUGAUACCGUGGGGCGAGAGGAUAAGGGAAUGUACCAAUGUUUUGUAAGGAAUGAUCAAGAAUCUGCACAAGCAACAGCUGAACUGAAACUUGGAGGACGCUUUGAACCCCCACAACUGACAUACACUUUUGAGACCUCAACCCUGCAGCCUGGUCCUUCAGUAUACCUUAAGUGUGUGGCAGCUGGCAACCCCACUCCUGAAAUCACCUGGGAACUUGAUGGCACUCGUCUCUCAAACUCUGAAAGGAUGCAAGUGGGCCAGUAUGUGACUGUUAAUGGAGAAGUUGUCUCUCACUUGAACAUUUCUGCGGUUCACACGAAUGAUGGUGGCCUCUAUGCUUGUGUUGCUUCUUCUACUGUAGGCUCAGUCAAACAUGCAGCCAGACUCAACGUUUAUGGGUUGCCUUAUAUUAGACCUAUGGACAAGGUUGCUGUUGUUGCCGGGGAGAACAUGGUUGUUCACUGCCCUGUUGCUGGCUACCCAAUUGAUUCUAUUGUCUGGGAAAAGAAUGGCCGUAUGCUUCCCAUCAACCGUCGUCAGAAAACCUUCCCCAAUGGUACUCUUAUUGUUGAAGCUGUUGAGCGCAACUCUGAUCAGGGACGGUAUACUUGUGUUGCUCGUAACAGUCAGGGAUACACUGCCCGUGGUGAUCUAGAUGUCCAGGUCAUGGAAUCCCCACAGAUCUACCCUUUUGUGAUUGCUGGUGAACCUGAUGUAGGAUCAGAAUUUUUCGUGCACUGCAUAGUUGUGGCUGGGGAUUCUCCCAUUGAUCUCAUCUGGUAUAAGGAUGGUCAACCUGUCAUUCCUGCAAGGAUGGAUUCAAGUCCCCAUGACCUCUGGCAUGCAUCAGGCGAUCGGCGUGAGCGUAGACAUCCCAUAGAGGACUCUUGUGGACCUUUUUCUAUAAGUAAUAAUGUUACUUCUGAGCUUGGUGGUGAAACCAUGAAUGUAUUGAGUGGGAAGGAUGGAGUGGAUCCUCGAGUGGUGGUAAACCAGUUAGGUGACCGGUACUCGGAACUAAGGUUCACCGAGCUCUGUCCACACCACUCUGGAAACUACACUUGUGUGGCAGCCAACUUGGUGGGCUCAGCUACAUAUUCUGAUGCUUUGGUUGUUCGUGUACCACCUCGUUGGAUUGUGGAGCCAACAGAUAAAGCAUUUGCUCUGGGAAGUGAUGCCAGGCUGGAGUGCAAAGCUGAUGGAUUCCCUCGGCCCUCUCUUGGAUGGAAGAAAGCUGCAGGUCGCACUCCCGGGGAUUAUCGAGACCUUGGCGUUAGUAACCCCAAUGUGAAAGUGACUGAUGAUGGUACACUACAGAUUGGCAACAUUCAGAAGUCUCAUGAAGGAUACUACUUGUGUGAAGCUAACAAUGGAAUUGGUGCUGGUCUAUCAACAGUUAUCUAUGUCAGGGUUCAAGCUCCACCUCAAUUCAAGAUUCAGUACAGAAAUCAAACUGCAAGCCGAGGUGACGAUGCAGUUCUUGAGUGCGAGGCUGAGGGAGAGACCCCCAUUGGUAUUCUCUGGAGUAAGAACAAACAUAGCAUUGAACCAUCCAAUGAACCCAGGUACACAAUUCGUGAAGAAAUGCGUGGCGGAGGUGUUCACAGCAGUCUCAGCAUUAAGACAACUGAUCGAUCAGACUCUGCUGUGUAUACCUGUGUGGCAACUAAUGCUUUUGGAAGUGCUGACACCAACAUCAAUCUUAUUAUUCAGGAACACCCAGAACAACCUAAUAGCUUGAAGGUAUUGGACAAAAGUGGUCGCUCUGUAGAACUCUCCUGGACGCCUCCCUAUAAUGGAAAUUCUCCCAUCACUCGCUACAUUGUUGAAUACAAGUUGAGCCGCCGAAACUGGGAUUCUGAUGGUGAACGCAUGAUGGUUCCUGGUGACCAAAAUAUGGCUGCCGUAUUGGAUCUUCGCCCAGCAACAACAUACCAUCUUCGUAUUGUUGCCAGGAAUGAAAUUGGCGAUUCUGAUCCCUCUGAUACUGUUACAAUCAUUACUGCUGAAGAAGCUCCCAGUGGUCCUCCCCGCGACCUUAAGGUUGAGGCUGUUGAUCAGAGCUCUCUGCGAGUCACAUGGAAGCCACCUCUGAGGGAGGAAUGGAACGGUGAUAUUCAGGGUUACCAAGUAGGCUAUCGUCUUGCCUCCUCCAACAAUUCCUAUGUUUAUGAGACUGUUGAAUUUAGCAAGGAAAUGGGCAAGGAACAUCAUCUCGUCAUUUCUAAGCUUAACAUCUACACUGAGUAUGCUGUGGUUGUGUCUGCUUUCAACAAAAUUGGACAGGGACCAAAAACUGAUGAAAUUCGAGCUUACACUGCUGAAGGUACACCCCAGCAACCCCCCCAAGAUGUGACGUGCACUACUCUAACUUCGCAGACGAUCCGAGUGUCCUGGUCCUCACCACCACUUGAAACUGUGCAGGGAGUCAUCAAGGGUUACAAAGUCAUUUAUGGUCCCUCUGACACUUGGUAUGAUGAGGAAAGCAAAGACACCAAGAUUACUGGAUCUACAGAAACUCACCUCCAUGGUCUCCAGAAAUACACAAACUACAGCCUCCAGGUACUCGCCUUCACAUCAGGUGGUGAGGGUGUUCGCUCACAGCCCAUCCACUGCCAAACUGACCAAGAUAUUCCUGAAUCUCCUACAUCUGUGAAGGCAUUGGUUAUGUCUGCUGACUCAAUCCUUGUGUCUUGGCUACCACCUGAGCGCCCUAAUGGUAUUAUUACUCAGUACACUGUUUAUUACAAGGAGCACGGCAAGAGUGAUACUGAGACUGUUCAGCAGAAGCUUCUCCCAUCUCAACUGAGCUAUGAAGCAACUGGACUGAAGCGCCGAGAUGACUAUGUGUUUUGGGUAACUGCUUCCACUACUGUUGGAGAAGGAGAAAUGUCACAGUUGGUUCAUCUGAAGCUCUCUAAUAAAGUUCCUGCUAAAAUUGCAUCAUUUGAUGAUGAGUAUGUGGCAACAUAUAAAGAAGACGUUAAGCUCAUGUGCCAGGCAGUUGGAUUACCAACUCCAGACAUUAGGUGGACAAUCCGAGGAGAGCCUUUUGCCCCCAAUGAUCGUAUGCGGCUCCUGCCUGAGGGUUCCUUACUUAUUCGUGAAGUUUCUCGUGAUGAUGCUGGAGAAUACACUUGUCAUGUUGAGAAUCCUUAUGGCCAGGAUACUGUUACUCACACUCUUCUUAUCCAAGCUCCCCCACAUCCUCCGGAGAUUACACUUCAGUCCACAACUACCAACAGCAUUGAAGUAAAGAUCAAGCCUUCUGCAAUUGAUGAUACUACACCUAUCCAUGGUUACACAAUCUUUUAUAAGCCUGAAUUCAGCAACUGGGAAAGCGUACAGGUUCCAUCCUCAACCCGAACCUACACUCUUGAAGGUCUCUGGUGUGGAUCUCGCUAUCAAAUUUAUGCUUCAGCAUAUAACAAAAUUGGAACAGGGGAAUCAUCCGAGAUUUUGAACACUCGUACCAAAGGCAAGAAACCAGAGGUUCCUGAAGUGCAUCGCUUUGUUGAGGUUUCCUCUUCCUCAAUCACUCUUCAUCUUAAUGCUUGGCUGGAUGGUGGCUGCCCCAUGAACUACUUUGUGGUCGAGUAUAAGGCAAGGCAUCAAGCUGAAUGGACAAUGGCCAGCAACCAGGUGAAGCCAACUGGCAACUAUGUGAUUAUGGAGCUGACACCAGCAACUUGGUACAACUUGCGCAUAUCUGCCCAUAACAAUGCUGGUUCCUCUGUGGCUGAAUAUGAAUGUGCUACUCUUACACUCACUGGUGCCACGUUGCCGCCGAAUGUCAUGGAGAGACACGUAACCUGGCUUCCUGAUUGGUGGCCGAAGUGGCUGGAUCUCAAUGUCCUGGUUCCUGUCAUUGCUACCAUUGUCGUCAUCAUUGUGGGCAUUGUUGUCAUCUGUGUAGCAGUUACUCGUCGCAAGAACGGCAUUGAGAACUUGAGACUGCGAGAGGAAGUGUACCAGCAGUACCAAUACAACGCCAGCAUGCCUCCACCCUCCACUAUGGAUAAGCGUCACCCAGGUUUCCGUGAGGAGCUCGGCUACAUUCCACCACCAAAUCGUAAACUCCCACCUGUUCCAGGCUCACAGUAUAACACUUGUGACCGCAUAAAGCGAGGUGGGGGGUCGGGUCGCGGGGCACAUGCCACCUGGGACCCAAGACGCCCUAUGUACGAGGAGCUCUCCCUCCAUCCCCCCCCUGGACGACGUAUUCCCCCUGGAGGGUCUCAUCUACCUCAAGGCUCCCAGGACACCCUGAGAUCAGGUGAGGUUUCUGAAAUAAAGCAUGAGAAUGAGAACGGAGGAUGACCUUAAUAAAUAAAG
Cherax quadricarinatus is the source of this 4385-nucleotide messenger RNA. NCBI's taxonomy places the organism in Eukaryota, Metazoa, Arthropoda, Malacostraca, Decapoda, Parastacidae. The record is from RefSeq and is a predicted model, not a curated record.